GUGAGUCUUAUCAUUUAAUUCUUCAUUACCAGACGAUUUAGUAUCUUACGAGAAUCAUGAUAAUGCUGAGACUCUGGACUCUCCUUCUUGCCUAUGCGCUGAUCAUUUGCCAGAUGUACAUCUCACAGGCAGCUCCAUCCAGAAUUAGCAAGGAGUCCAUGUCAGAUGGAGUCACACUAUCAAAUGAUAAUGCGCAAAGGUUACUCAGAGAUAUGAAGGCAUUAAUGCAGAUAACUUCAGAUGAGCAAGACCACCAAACAGCUGAUGGGAACAGCAAUGCAACAGCACAGAAGCGGGCAUGCAACACAGCCACCUGUGUAACCCAUCGCUUGGCUGACUUGCUGAGUCGGUCAGGGGGACUGGGGCACAGCAACUUUGUUCCCACCAAUGUGGGCGCCCAGGCGUUUGGCAGACGGAAGCGACAUGGACCCGUGUGAGCACAAGAGCAAAUACAUGGACCGAGUGCCUCCUUGAGUGACAAAACUACAUCAUAAUCCACCUACAAUCACUUUGAAAUGAGAGUGUCAUUUAGAAAAAUACCCUUCACAAACAUGGACUUAUGUCUUGCUUUCAGACUACCAGACAGUUUUUAGAUCAGAAUGGAUUUUUUUUUCUCUCUUUUCCUGUGGCUCAACUGCACUUCUGACCUGUGUCUGCAGUACAGUGUGUGGAAAUCUUAUACUGUACAUCUGCACUACCAACUAAACUUUCAACAACUGUGGCUUGAUGUAAAACUCUUCAUUACAUUUCAUUAUAGUGCACAAUGCAAUUAUGAAAAAUGUACUAACAAUUGUGUAUUGAAGGCAGGAAUAAAUUGUAUUUUAGCUACAUUAUGCUUUCAUGUCUUACUGUAUUUUUGUUUGAUUGGGUGAUAUAAGCUGAAAACCAUAUUGAGCUUACAUGCACUAUCAAUUCAUUUCAAAAAGGUACAGAUAAAAACAAGGUGUGCGCAAAGAAAUCAAACCAUGGCAUUCGCAUUUCUGUUUUCAUGGAAAUAAAGUGGACAUAUUCAAUCCACAUGGAGGACUUGAUUAAAGAAUAGUUAUUUAAAACAUUUCAAUGAGUUGCAAACUAGUAUUUUAUACUAUUUUGUUAUAUGAGAUACAUUGGUAAGCAUAUCUCUUUGAACACAUUUAUAUUAUAUGUUGUCACACCUGGUUAAUUUUGCCCUCCUGUGGUUACAAGUCACUUUUCACCGAAUAGAGCUGCAUUCAAGAAGUGUCAUAAAUGAGGGUUAUGUUUAGUUUCUCCUGCAGCAUCACACUCUUACUUGGUUUCUAGUAAAGUUUUUAUGUUGUUUCAAUAAAAAUCCAAUAAUAAUGUACCUUCAAGUGUUGCUUUCCCACA
Molecule: messenger RNA, 1347 nt
Organism: Seriola aureovittata
Lineage: Eukaryota; Metazoa; Chordata; Actinopteri; Carangiformes; Carangidae
Gene: calca
Product: calcitonin/calcitonin-related polypeptide, alpha
Exons: 5
Coding region: 57-437 (126 amino acids)
Cellular component (GO): extracellular region
Molecular function (GO): hormone activity; calcitonin receptor binding
Source: RefSeq, a predicted model, not a curated record